AUGUCCUCCCGCUUUACAACGAUACGCGGCAUUCCAGAACAUGACAUCGAGAGCCAGGAUUCAAUAAAUGAGCAGACAAUGUCGUCAGAGCGCAUCAAUCCACCAAUAGAGGGGUUUCCACAGGUUGAAGAUUUCGAUAAAUUAAUGGAAAGUUAUGUCAAUGAACUCUCGGUCAAGAAACAGGACAAGGCGUUGAUUAAUGCCCAGAGGGCUCAGCACAUCCGUAUUGUCCUGACGGAUCCAAAGGAUACCAGUGUCGGUUCAGCUCAGUUUAGAUUCUGGGUGAAGAAAAUGUUCAAACUUGAACCAGCUGAUAGCCGUCUUCCCAUGAACAGGAAGUGGAUAUGCCACGAAGGAAAACCGGUCGCCAUUCGGGAGAAGUUGUUCAAGAUUUUGACCCGGGCACACCAACAAUGUCAACAUGGUGGUCGUGAUAAGACGUCGGCUCAAACAAAGAAAUCUCGUCGUCUAAUCAUGCACUUCCUUAAGGGUACCCAAAGAAUUGAUCUCCCGCUUCGUCAAGAUAUGUCCAACAUGUCAAGUCCGUCGCGGAGGAUCGCAUCUUUCCCCUCCAGAUUCGAGGCGAAACUCGCCCCCUAUGGAACUCAGUAG
Messenger RNA from Talaromyces amestolkiae, 612 nucleotides. RefSeq lists its product as uncharacterized. NCBI's taxonomy places the organism in Eukaryota, Fungi, Ascomycota, Eurotiomycetes, Eurotiales, Trichocomaceae. Bases 1 to 612 code for a protein of 203 amino acids. The transcript is spliced from 5 exons. The record is from RefSeq and is a predicted model, not a curated record.